AUGUUGAAUGGAUUGGUGGACUACUUUUUGUGCACUGGCUCUUCACAUUGCCUGGAAAUCAUAGGUGGUGUGCGAGAACCACAUGACAAGCACCUUUUUGAUAAGCUGAGUGACUGCCUACGGCAUGCUUCCCUGCGUUCAGAAGCCUUGUCACUGUUGAGCCAUGUUGUGCGACGACAACCCUCAUGGCUUUACAAAAUAUCUCAGCAUUCCCUCCUCAAGGACCUUCUGAAGCUUCUCAAGGUUGAAAGUGAUGCUGUUGUUCUGCUGAGUGCACUUCUUAUUUUGGUCUCAAUUCUCCCUGUAAUUCCAUCCUACAUAACUCCAUACCUCAAUGACAUCUUUGACAUUUUCAGUCGAGUGGCAGCCAUGGUGAAUGAGCAGCGAACUGUCAGUCCUGAAACCCACCCCCAUCUCCAUGUGGCAUUAUAUGCCUUUUUCCAACGCUUAUAUGGGAUGUACCCGUGCAAUUUCCUAUCAUACUUGCGGCAACACUACAGUCAUCGCCAAAGCCUUGUUGUGUUCACUCAUAUCGUCAAGCCUAUGUUGGACAGAGUCCGUCUACACCCACUACUAGUCACUGCAUCAAAAGAAGCUGAAGCUGGCCUAACCCGGUGGAAACACAUGGAAACCCAUGACAUAGUUGUUGAAUGCGCUCGGAUAUCUUUGGAUGCUGGUGAAGCUGAUCACCCUUCUCAUCAGCUGAGUUUCCUGUCCCAGCUUCCAUCAUCAUCCUCAUCAAUUCGUUGUAGAGUAAGCCUCUCUCUUCUAGAUGACUCUGGCAGCAUCAGAAGUUCUCACUCUUCUCUUGUGAGAGGGGUGGGACCAGCACCGGGUUCAAGCUUAUGGACACCUUCUUCAGGGAUGCUCAACACUCCUCCUCCUUACUUGUUGGGUUCAUCAGAAGCUCAUGAAGCUUUGAAUAGGAGGAAUUCCCUCUCAGUGCCACACACUCCUUUACCAGAGGUCCAAGGUGGCAUAAGUUUGAGCUCAGUACUGAGUGCUCCAGCUACUCCUGGUGACUUUGAUUCACCACCUGAAGCAGCAAUAGAGGCAACACCUGAAAACACACCACUAUCCACCCCAAAUAGAGAACUGGAACGUAGUGGAAGCAUAGGAACAAAGUCCAAAGGUAUCAGUUCAGCUGCACGGAAUCUUCAGUUCUCUCUAAACUCUGGGAGAACUGAGAGCUGGCAGGCUAGUGCAGUAGAGAAAAGGCUAAUGAAGCUUGCUCACGAGAGACAGGAAUCUUUUGGUUCCCGUUCAAUCUCAUAUGAGGGAUCAGAGAGGAGAAAGACUGACAGCAUAGACAAUUCAGAGGCUCUGGAAUAUCUUCCACUUCCUUCAUCAGAGCAGGGCAAGUACCUUGUAUAUUAUGUAGCCUUAAGCCAAAUAUUUGCUUAUCGAGUUCUGAGUCCAGUGAAAUUCACUGCAAGUGCUGCAAGUGGCAGUGACAAAGUUGCUCGUCCAGUGCCAACACCAGCAACUGCUAGGAGCCUCACAUGGACUAAUAUGAACGAGGCUAUCUUUCUAAAGGGCAUUCCAGAUACCUCUGAGGAAGAUGCAGAGGUUUGUCACAUCAUUGGAAACCAGCCUCAGCAAAAGGUUGAGAAGGCUGCAAGUCAAGAGCACCACCAGUCUGAACAAUUGCAAGCUUCUGCAACAACUUGCAGUGAAGUACAACGGCGAGGAGAAGCGGUAACUGUGAACCGAUGUGAUAGUGUAAUCCAUGACAAGACUGGUGGUGGAGAGAUUGAAGCAGGAGAUGGGAUGGAUGGGAAUGGAUCCCCAGAACCCCUUCAUGGUCCUCCUUUAGCUUUAGUUGACCUCAUGAAGAGAAUCCACAGACUCCGUUGUCACUCUCAUUGUGUGCCAUCUGCUGGUGAAGAGGAAGAUAGUGUGCAUAUUGCACGUAAACAUUCUCAAGAAAAUACAGGAGAACGUGGUGGCCGAUGUCGUGCAUUGUCCAACCCAGACACACUGUUUGAAAAGAAGCAAGUAAAUGUAGAAAAAGCUUAUUUUCUUUCCCUCUUGCAGCAGAAAAGUGAAUCCAAGAAGACAGUCCGCCACUCCUCAGGAACUCAAACAGUGGAAAAUCAGGGUGGCAUGGCAUAUGACCAUCUAUUUCCCUUGGCAUUACCCCCAUUACACUGUCCACGUUGCAUUGACAGGGAUUCUGUCAUGCCAAAUAUUUCAGAAUUGCUGGACAAUUACCUCCGUUCUGCUGUUGAAGCAAAUUCAAGCUUAACUCAAAAGUCAUCAAGCAAGACUGCAGCUGAGGAAGCUAAAACCUUGAGGGAAACUAUACAGCUCUUACAUAUUCAACUUCAGUUUGAGAAGCACAAGAGAGAGCUGUAUGCAGAGCGUGCUAGACGUCUUCAGGGAAAGGCAAAGGAAAAGCAUCUCCUGACAGAGCAAAAUGCAGCUCUUCAAGAUCAGUUGGCUGCAAGUGAGCGGACCAUCCAGCAACUGAAGGUCGAAUUGGAGCAACUGCGACAGCAAAAGCAUCAGCUGCAGAGAGCAGAGCAUGAUCUCCAAGUCAAUAAUGCCCUCAAUUUACAAGGCAUACUUGGAGAACUACAGAGAAAGAAGGAAGAAUUGAAUACUUGUGAACAUAUGAUUCAUGCAAAAGAUGAAGCACUAUCUCAGCAGGAGAAGGAUCUGCAGAAAUGUAAAGCAGAAUUAUGGAAAGCACAAAGAGACCUGAAGAACAUGGCCAGUGUGGCAGAGAAGUGUCAGAAACUUGAAAAGACCUGUGAAGAGAUGGAGACUCGGCUGCUGUUCCAGGGAGAGUGGGAGCUGGUGCUCCAAGAUCAGAUUGAUGCCUUAGGACAGAUAUUGCAAUCCCAGGACAGUCGUAAUCAUGUUUCCAAGAAUGUGCGCAAGGAUGCUGCAUCUCAGGAGGUGAUAGGUAUGUGGAUACUGGUCAUGAUGCUGAAGCAGCUCCUUGAUGCAGAAAUGACCAAUCAUGCUGCUACAAAAAAUAGAUUGACAGAACUGGAGAAUUCACUGGUGCAGAAAGAUAUCACUGUUGCCAAUCAGAAGCGUCUCUUCAAGAAUGUGAAGGAGGAAUCCAAUGUCAAAAUCCAGGCAUUGGAAGAGAAGUAUAGAAGCAUGUGUGCCAUCAACCAGACUCUUGAGUCUCAGCUCUUGCAAGUCAUGCAUCGACUGGAUACCACUCAUCGUUCUCUGAAACAGAGCUUCCGUAACAAGAAGACACCAAGUUCUGACAGCAUCGACACAACAAGUCAUGUGAGCAGUGAGAAUGGAGAUCUUGGGAUCCGCAUCCCAGGUGCUCCUUCAUCAGUCUCCCCUCCAACAUGCUCAAGUCUUCCCCUUUCUCCUGCCCCUUCCCCUUCUGUUCAAAGCCCCACAUUCACUGUCACUGGCUUGGUGCAAAGGACUGUCCCCAUUUUCAGUAAUACACCUCCCUUUGAGGAUCUGGAAGCCAUUGCCAGUAAGGAGAGUUUAUAG
Messenger RNA from Darwinula stevensoni, 3474 nucleotides. Lineage: Eukaryota; Metazoa; Arthropoda; Ostracoda; Podocopida; Darwinulidae. The record is from the annotation of a GenBank genome assembly.